Branchiostoma floridae (Florida lancelet) is the source of this 5395-nucleotide messenger RNA. Its product is annotated as kinesin-like protein KIF28P. Gene Ontology annotation, cellular component: microtubule; kinesin complex. The transcript has 28 exons. The coding region runs from base 441 to 3632 and encodes 1063 amino acids. Gene Ontology annotation, molecular function: ATP hydrolysis activity; microtubule motor activity; microtubule binding. The record is from RefSeq and is a predicted model, not a curated record. Gene Ontology annotation, biological process: microtubule-based movement; cytoskeleton-dependent intracellular transport. NCBI's taxonomy places the organism in Eukaryota, Metazoa, Chordata, Leptocardii, Amphioxiformes, Branchiostomatidae.
UCAAUAAAGACCAGUAGGCCAAAGUGUCACGUACAGAGCAGGUUGCUUUAUCCUAAGUGAGACCCAGGUAAACUUUGUCGUGACAGCAACAGUCACGUUUCACACAACGUAUCCAGGGUGUAUCCAAGGCAGGGCGCCGCCAUGUCAGUCAACUACGUCACUCUUAGCCACGCCUCCUCUCGAAACUUACGUUGUUACGAGACGUUUGAUUGGACGUGUCUGCUACGGCUGUGUUGAUUGGUGGAUGCAGACCCCCGGGGUGGUCAUGGUUCUGGGACACCGCUAGUCCGGAGUAACACACAGAGGAAGGACGAAUCGUACGGGACCGCGCUCUCCUGAAAUAUUAAAAACAUCAAGAAAAGAUGUAUGCCGAGGAAUGUGGACCAUAACGGAGGUUUAGAUCCUGUGUUAGAAGGGAAGGCUGUUCAUCUGGUGCGACCAUGACGGACAGCGACAGCGUGAAGGUUGCCGUGAGGGUUCGCCCUUUCAAUCAGAGAGAGAAGGCAGCCAACUCCAAAUGCAUCCUGUCCAUGAAUGGGAGUCAAACGGUCAUCACAGACCCUGCCACAGGGAACACCAAGAUGUUCAGCUUCGACCAGUCCUACUGGUCACAUGAUGGCUUUAAGGAGGACGACAAUGGGAUCUAUCAGGCCAUGGACAGUGGUUAUGCUGACCAGAGACGAGUGUUUAAUGACCUUGGUCAAGGAGUCCUGAACAAUGCCUGGGCAGGCUACAACGCUGCCCUUUUCGCUUACGGCCAAACUGGAGCAGGAAAGAGCUACUCAAUGGUCGGCUAUGGAGUCAACAGGGGCAUUGUGCCCAUCACCUGUGAUGAGCUGUUCAUGGCAAUCUCAAAGAACGAGGACAAAGAGAGGCAAUAUCAAGUAAGCUUUAGCAUGCUGGAAAUAUAUAACGAGAAGGUUAGAGACCUAUUAUCAAAGGAUUCAAAGAAUCUGACUGUACGGCAAAGUCCCAAGCAAGGUUUCUAUGUAGAAAAUCUGAAGCAAACUCCGGUACAAAACUACAAGGAGAUUGAGAGAUUGAUGGAUCAGGGCACCAAGAACAGAACGACAGCAUCCACCAACAUGAACGCCACCAGCAGCCGCUCGCACAUGGUCAUCACCAUCAGGUUCAAACAGGUGUUCAUCAAUGCGAGUGGGGAGAGCACCACCAAAAGCAGUGAGAUCAACCUGGUAGACUUGGCAGGCAGCGAGCGGGCCAGCUCCACCGGGGCCACGGGGGACAGACUGAAGGAGGGGUCAGCCAUCAACCAGAGCCUGUCCACUCUGGGCAACGUCAUCAGUGCCUUAGCAGAUAAUUCUUGUGGGAAGAAGAAGGUGAUGGUGCCAUACAGAAAUUCAGUAUUAACCAAGCUGCUACAGAACGCCCUGGGAGGCAACAGUAAGACUAUCAUGAUUGCUGCUCUUAGUCCUGCAGAUAUCAACUAUGAAGAGACACUGUCAACACUUAGAUAUGCUGAUAGAGCCAAGAAAAUAAAAAACAAUGCAGUAGUAAACGAGAGCCCCACAGACAGACUGAUCCGAGAGCUGAAGGAGGAGAACGCUCGACUCAUGGCCAAACUGCAGGGUCAAGACAGAGGUGGAAAAGGCAGGGAUGAAGAACUGGAGAGAUUGUUGCAGGAGAACGUCAGACAGAUGUCAGAUAUACAAAUGACAUGGGAGAAGAAGCUGGAAGAAGCAAGGAGAGAAUGGGAGCAGUCCCAAGCUCAAGUAUCUCAGGAAGACAUGCUGACUAAGGAGCACCCUUACCUGCAGAAUGUGAACGAGGAUCCCUACCUGAGCGGGGUCGUAAAGCAUGCGCUGCCUCCAGGAAAUAACUACUUAGGCAAUUCAAAGUCAGAAACAGGCAACAGCAUCUUCAUCAGAGGACUUGGGAUCUUGGCGUGCCAUGUAGUGAUGAGUAACAGUGGUACAGAGAUGUCCAUCGAACCAGUGUCACCCGAUGCUAAGGUAGUCAUCAAUGGACAGCAAAUUAUGGUCAAAACACCUUUACAGCACCUGGACCGGCUGAUGCUGGGUUCAAACUGCCUGUUCCUGUACGUGGGGUACCCAGCAGACAGAGUCGGCCAGGAGGAGACAAAGCAGUACAGCUACGACUUCUUCCAGCAAGAGCUCGCACAAAGCCAGGGAAUGACAACUCUGCUCGGCACCCCGAGACUCGGGGAAGGGGCAAACGAGGCCAUGGACAAGCUGGUGUUCCAGGACUUUGUACAGCUCAUGCCGAAGGUCGACGAGGUCAACGCAAUGAGCAAGGACAUGAACAAGGCCAUGACAUUUCAACCCAUCAUAAAGAACCUGGCCUCCCAUGACUCACUGGGCAACAAUAAGGAGAUGGAGGUGGAGGUGCUGGUCACCAACACAGUAACUAACCAGGUAUGGAUGUGGUCCAAGGCCAAGUUCAUCAACAGGAAGUUCCUGAUCGAGGAGCUGUACCAGCUGUACAUGGAGGAGGGUAGACUGGAUGUUGAACAGGCCAACGACCCCUUCUGGGAUCCAGUGGAGGACGUGUUUCUGGGAAGUGCCCACAUCUGGCUGCAGAGCCUGGCCUACCGAAUACAGAUAGACGAGCAGAUUGAAGUUCACAACUACCAGGGGAAGGAGGAGGCCAUGGUGCAAGUGGUCAUCUCCCCUGCUGAUUCACAGGGCAGACAGCUGCCAGAUGCAGAGGCCAUGGUGAUUGACCCGUCCGAACUGCUGGGCAAGAGGCUGGAUUUCAUCAUCAGCAUCCCACAAUGCCUUGGGAUCAAGUGGAUACAGGAGGAGAAGUCAAGAGGGUCCAUGUUUAGCUUUCAGUUUUAUGGCUCUUCCAACACCCACCGGUCCAAGCCGGUGUGGCACAGCCUGAAUGCCAAGAUGAACUUCACACAGCAGUUCACCAUCAACCCAGUCUCCAUGGAGUUCCUGCAGUACCUACAGACACAUGCACUGGUGCUGGACAUGUGGGGCCUGCAGGAAGGACGAGAGGAGGACCUGACCAGCAGCUCUCCCCAGGACGGCUCGGAUAACGGGUACGGCAGCAGCAGCACCAUCCAGGAGGGGUCAAGGUCAUCCUCCUUCUCCGACUCCGACCUGGAGCAGGUGUUGCACAUGAGAGAAGCUGAGAACCUGGAGCUGAAGAAACAGAUGCAGGACCUGGAGGCAGAGCUGGAGAAGCUGAGACUAUCCGAGCAGGCAGCCAAGAAGGAGAAGUUCACCCUGCUGCAGCAGCUGGAGAAACUGAAGACGGCUCAGCAGGUCCGAGCUGCGUCAGGGGGAGGGGGGCGGCAGCCAAACUCGUCUGCAGGCUCCCCUGUCUCCAGGACACCUCCUGCUCCAGCCCCACAGCAGAAGCCCCCCUCCCCAGCGGCUAAGUCCAUGGAUGGGGAGCUGGCAAAGGCUAUCAAGGAGUUCUUCAGCGGGCUGAAGCCAGCCCUGCAGACUCUCAGGGAACUGAAGGAGACAUCAGGACAGACCGGUGCGGGUGAGCAGGCGGACCUGCAGGUUGCCAUGGACAGACACGCCCAGCUGGUGCACAAACUGGACGAGAACCUGUCCACAAGUCUCACCAGUCUCAAGGCCAACGUCGUGGCUGCCGUCAAGAGGAAGAAGGAAGGGACCGAGCAACAAUCAUGACCCAGAAGGGACUCUCACAGUUCAGGGUUGGACAAGAUUUCUAAAAUUCACUAUCAUGUCUUGUCCUAUCAGGCAAGUACAUAAAAAUGUACUUGCCCCGACCAAUUUUCACUUGUGCGAAAUUUAAAUGAAUUUUUUUUAUUCAUUUUCACUUCCAGCAAUGGAAUUCUUUAAACAUUGGCUAAACUUUUCUGUUUUGACCAAUAUUUGAUGCCAUAACAGUGAAAAGUUAGAAGUACAUCAAAAUCUCAGUGUUGGAAAAAUCUUACUUGCCCGGGCAAGUGGGAUAGGACACAUGCUUGCCCGAUCGGCACUUUCACUUGCCCGAGACAAUCGUGCUAGUGGACUUGUCCAACCCUGCAGUCUCUUCCAGACUCCUUUGUUUGCUGAAAUUACCCAAAUACACUGCACAUACAUGUAUAUAUGGUGAGAGCUAAUUGGGUAGCCCACAGAUAGGUCCAUCAACCUUCUCUGGCUAAGUGAUUUUUACAACUAAAGUAUUUUUCACUCAAAGGAGUCUGGUGGAGUUCUGUACAGGAAGAAGAGUUUGUUGUUGUGCAAACCAAGUGUAGUUUCAGCUGCAUCACAACUACUGCUACUUCUUGUGAUGCAGUUGGAGGAUGAUAGUGGGCCAGUAAAAUUACAACUGUUGCAAUGAUGUGUUAUGGCAAUGUACAUGAAAUAAGAUGCUUUACUAUUUAUGCUUUAAGUAGAAAUAUGAUUUCAAUACCUGGAAAGCUGCUGUGCAGUGGACAGGUACAUUAAUUCUACAAUUGAAAACGUCAUCAAGGAAACUGUUGAAAACAGUUGUUAGAUCACAUAAGGACACGUAUGAUAGCUUACAGAAUUGCCUGAAACCACCAUGCACCCUUCAGUUUUGAUGGAUUGACUUCUGUUUGCCUCCUAGAAAUAUUGAGAGCAAGGAUUCCUUAUAAUGUAUGUCUGUAAAGCCAUCUAGUCUGUGCUGGAGUUUUAUUGCACCCAUUAGCCAUACCCAGAUAAACACACAUGUACAUCAUGUACCUGAAACUGCCAUCAUGGCUGUAUCAGCCAGACUUAUGACAUGUACUUGAGCUACAUUAUAUAUAAUGUUAGCCAUCACCAAACAGCAUGGCUGUCAUCUAGCUGUCAUACCGCAGAUCACCAUCCUAGCAGUGCAGCUCAGUGAAGUGGGAAUCAUGAUUAAAUGUGAUAGCACAUACAUAUGAUGCACAUUCAUGGCUUGUAAUGCAGCAUGGUCGGUGAUACAUGUAUCCAGAUCUUCCCGAUAAGGAAAAUUGAUGUACGGUGAAGUUUGGUUACCUUCAUCGUCAGUUGGGCAAAGCCUGUCAGAUGCCUGCAAAUUUCAGGUUGUGAACUAGGUAGGAGAAAGAGUGUUGACUUACCACACGAAUAUUGUAAAACCCAACCCCAGCUCUCAUAGUGAAAGUAAAUUCUCCUGCCAUUUUAUAUUCAUUUUGGGGUCUUUGUUUCCAAACUUUUAAUCUUUCUUGUGUCAGGCUUAAGACAUGGUACAUGUGCAACCAUGGUUAUCAGUAUUUUACAUUUUCAUGCAAGAAUAAGAUUUGAAGGGGGUAAAUACAAAUGCCACCUUGAACUAAAAAAAACGAGUGGGUGCCAGAUGUCACUUUUUGUUUCCAGUUUAUUGCAGUGUCUACCUUUUGUAUGCACAAGAAGCUCUGUUUGGUGUGCACAGUGUACAGUUUUCUGAGGACCUAAUGUCAAUGGUGAUGUAAAUAAUUGUACAAAUUUUGUCAGAGUAA